AUGGGAAUUAUGGAGAAGAACAAAAUCCUGUUGUUCGGUGUCAGCGAUUUGUUUACUGAAGAAACGCUUGAGCAUAUUCUACGUAAAGUAUCUUGUGAGAAAAAAGUCGAAAUACUAAGCUGGAACUUUGGCGACGGAAGUAGCAAGGGUGAUGCCUACUUAUCGGUCGUCAAUAGAAUCAAAGUGAAGGGCAUCGCAGGUAGAAGUCCAACUGAAAUAUCACUGGUCGUUAAAUCAAUGCCAAGGAAUUUGGGCAGAAGGAAAAUGUUGAGAAGUACAGACUUCUUUCGCAACGAAAUCACCUUUCAUCUUGAGAUAUACCCAAAGUUUCAAAACUUCCUGAAAUCUAAGGAUAUGAGUGAUUUCAUCAUUUUACCUCGUUGGUUGGCUGCUGUAACGGACGGAUUAAAAGAUUUCCUUGUUAUGGAAGAUGUUAGCAUUAUCGGAUUUAGCCCAGUAACUCGUCAAAAAACUUUAAAUCUAUCGCAAUGCAGUCUAAUUCUGAAAGCUCUAGCCAGAUUUCAGGCAGUCUCGUUUGCCUACAAAGAUCAAAGAAAAAGAGUUUCAAAAACUAGCAGAUCAGCUAUCAGAGAGUUAUAUUACUUCAAAAUUAUACAAUUGGUACAAAGCUUACCAAGUUAGUACCCACCUUACCUAUUCACCACUUUAUCAAUUUAUCCAAUUAUGUA
This is a messenger RNA of Neodiprion fabricii, 689 nucleotides long. RefSeq lists its product as uncharacterized. The transcript is spliced from 2 exons. The record is from RefSeq and is a predicted model, not a curated record. Bases 1 to 642 code for a protein of 213 amino acids. NCBI's taxonomy places the organism in Eukaryota, Metazoa, Arthropoda, Insecta, Hymenoptera, Diprionidae.